AUGCCUAGGGCUUCAAGUGGUGCUUGUGUCCGAUGCAAACGUGCCUGGACGUCCCCGAAUCCUCUCGUCAAGGACCCGGCUCCGGAGAACACUUUGAAGCGACGAGGCCAGGCAAACUUCUGUCAGCCUUGCUUCUCCUACUGUUCUUGCGAUCCUCAAUUCAAACAACUGUCUGCUGCGGAGAUUGUGACAAAGAUCGAUGAGGAUCAGGCUAGCUACGACAGUGGACUAACUUCCUGGGAGGAGAGCAGGCGUGAAGGUGGCCGUCGUUCCAGAAAUCCGGAUCGUUCGACCCAAGUGACGGGCGAGGUUCGCAAUGCGGUGUCCACGAAGCAGCUGCUUGGUUACUUGUGGCCACAAGCCCUGUUGAAGAAGCAUGGGCUACUAGACCUGUGGACGAAAGGUCCUCGACAGACUAUAAUCCAUUUUGGCCAAAAGCUGACUGGAGUCAUGCGGGAGGUCAAUGGGGUAGGGGCUGUCGAGGUGACCCAGGACAGCCAGAUUGCAGCUGUAAGAGCUCACCAGGUUUGUGAUCGCGAAGCAGAUGAACAAGAUGAGGCGGAUGACGUCCACCAGAGCUUGACCAAGCAGCUCAAGCUGACCCAGGAUGAUGAUGGCAAUGGGUUGCUCAAGGGCAAGAAGAAGGGCAGGGAUGAUUUCGAUGAUUUCUUCGGCAUCUGGGGGGUUUCGGGGGCUGUAUCGUCGUCAGGCUCCAAGGACAAGGACAAUGACGAGGAUGCAACAGAUGCUGUUCAGACAGGUACCCCGAAACCCAACAAACGUCCUCGCAAAGAGGUGGCCAAGGCCUCCACUUUCAGUGGAGCGGGGUGCCGAUUGUCCGGUGGCACUACUACUUUGACUGUGAAUGCCCAAGGAGGGGGGGAUGAUUCCACCACUCAGCCAGACUCAUCGACUCCUCAGUUUGGGUCAUCCGCUUCAUGGCUGUUUGGAGGGAGCAGCAAGAUUCGCGGUGCAAAAGGAAAAGGCGCCGGCAAGGGGUCAUGCAAGGAGUUGGAUCUCACCGACAAAAUCCUGCAACAGUAUGACAACACGAAGGUGGCUUUCGCCAGUGAUGCCUCCUUCAUGAGCAUUACCUUUGCAAAGGUGACCACAAUGGCCGAGAAGCUACAGGGUCGAAGCAGCGAGGAGUGCUUGAAGCUCCUCAGGGACUUGACGGCAUCCGGUUCCGGUACCGACACUGAGAGGGCCUUGUCCAUUAUGCGGAGGCUCAGUGCUGCAAACUCCGAGGUUGCUGCUCUUUGCCAGGUGGUUUCAGCGGUGCAUGACAUGGAAGCAAGUGCCGCCACUCUGCUAGAGGGUAUCAAUGAAGCCAAGAGUGCAGGAAUUUCUCUGCCAGGGAGUUUGCACCAGAUGUACCAUGCUCGGGCAUUGAAGGAGGAAUGCAAGUCGGGAAAUUGGCAGGGCUUCUUGGACAUGCUGCAGUGUGCGGAAAUUGGCGCUAUGUUCGGCACAGGAUCUGAGCAGGAUGCUCUCAUUGAAUUCCAAUUUUGCUCCUUCCGAUCCUCGUUGUCCAAACUCUUGCAGCAGGAAGUCUCCCCGGCGGAUGUGCAGAAGCCGGACCCCAAUGUGCCAUCGCCGCCGAUUUCCGAAGAAGAGAAGUCUCGCCGAGAGGCAGCCAAGAACCAGGCUAUGAAGGCAAGAGCUUUGGAGCUGGCGAAUGGGGUCAAGGACUUCUUGCACUGUUUCCUUGAAUCGCCCUUGUCUGCUACCUGGUCCCAGCAUCCUUCCGUGGCGUCUUUCGUGGUGGAGAUAGAGAAUUUGAAGAAAGUGGCCGAUGCAGCAUGCAUGGGUGAGGCUCUCCAGCUGCAUGCCGAUGAUAUUGAUACCUUGAGAAGUGCUCGGUUGUCCGUGGUGAACAAAAAGGCCGCAAUGCAUGAGUGCAUGACCCUUUUUCCUUUAGGUCAGUUCAUCCAACAGAUGUGCAAUGCUGGGCUGGAGGCUUGGCAUCGUGAUAGGGCUCUCGCAGCAGACUUGGAGUCCUGCAUCACUACCUGUUCUCAGAUGAAAAGCUUCACUGCGGACAUGCUGUUGAAGGGCGAGGCUCCCGAGAUCACAAUUCAGGUUCCAGGGCAAGCGAAGCUUUGCGAGGUUGUGCAGAAGAUGAACAUGAUUCAGAACACCGCCUCGCCCUUGUUCCUGCAGGAGUUUUCUUCCCAGGUGGCAUUGGUCGAAACCAAGAUGCAGGAGGUGAGGGAUGCCUUGUUCCAGGCUUGUGCUCGGAAGUUUCACCUCGUAUGUGGUGAUGCUGUACUUGGGGUCUUGAGCACGAUCCUCUCAGAGAGCCUGACAGCAGAUCUCACGGCCAAGCUCAUCGAAAAGAUUAACUCGGCCAAAGCCUUCAGUCCAUGCUCCCAAGCUCUUCUGCAGAAGUGCAUCGGCAUGCAAGCCCAGGAAGUAAUCUCCGUUGUGACGGGUGUGCGAGACUUCUUCGGAGCCUUUGCAGCUGCUCUUCCAGGCCUUGUUGCUCUUUGGCAAGCCGCCGGCGAUGCAGCUCUGUUCUCCCCGUCCCGUUUGUUGCAUGCUGAGAUGACUAAGUUCAUGGCGGCUUGGGCGAGUGCUUCCACAAGGUCUGCACUACAGGAGAUGGCGCCCGAGAUCGACGAGAAGCUUUCUGCAGUGGUCCGGAAGAUUUGUGAGAAUGCCCUGUUACCGGAAUGCAUUUCAUUUGGCUUCAUCAACUUCGUCGUCUUCUUGACCAAGGGAGAUGCAAGCGAGGACAUGAAAACCAUCGUGGGCGAAUUCCAGGGCGACGAAGACAAGGUGAUGUUGGACUUCGAGGGGAUAUUCGAGCAGUACUCCAUUGAGUUAGCCCGGGAUUGGUAUCCUCUUCAGGAAGGUGAUCUGCAGCUGUCGAGUUCGGCGAUUUGUGCAGCCGGGUCAGUUCUUCCUCUUGCGAAGAUGGUUGUCCAUAUGUCGAGUUGGACACGAUCCAUUUCCCUGACGACUUCCACUGCACUUGCUCUGCAGAAAGGCGUCAGCAACCCCAAGGAUUUGUUUGUGGAUUGUAUUAUGACUAAUCUGGGCAGCAAGGAGCACGAAGCAGGUAAGUUCAUGCAUUGUCUACGACGGGCCUCUCAGGGUGCAAAUACUACACAGCAGCAGAUGGCCGCUGAGUUUGUGAAUGGCUGCUUGGUCAAGGGUGCACACCUUUUCCUAAAGGCGAUUGAGAUUGCCACCGCAGAUUUCCGGGAGCUUCGCGACACCUUGCAUGUUUGCUACAAGCAGUUCGACGGCCUCGUGGAGUUCAAUGCAUCCUUGGAUGAGGGAAAGAUCGACUCGGUUCUCACGGAUCGGCUAUGCCAGUGCCCCUCCAUGCAGAAGUGUUUUCUUUUCCUUUCGCAUGGUCCGGAGAUGCUUGAAUCCUUGCAGAAGUUCCUUGUGGGUCUUGAGGCAGCUGCCACUCAAGGCGGCCAGGGUAUGUUCAGGUGUGGGUCCGCAUACCAGCCGGUAGCCCAAGCGGCAAAUGCGAGCAUACAGGAGCUGAAAGCUUUCAUGGUUUCGGAUUGGAAUUCGAAGGUCACCAUCGAAGAGCUAAAGGCUUCUUUGAAUUCUGAGUCCAAAAAAGAGGUAGAGCAGCAGAAGGCCGCUUCCGCCCAGCGCCAGUUGAAGGUACAGGAGCAGAAGGCCGCUUCCGAGGGCCAGUUGAAGGCAGGGACCGGUCACCUUGAGUUUGGUAGAUUUUAUUUUAUGGUGCAGGUAGACAAGCAGAAGGCCGCUUCCUCCGAGGGCCAGUUGAAGGCAAGGACCGGUCACCUUGAGUUUGAUAGAUUUUACUUUAUGGUGCAGGUACAGAAGCAGAAGGCCGCUUCCUCCGUUUGCCAGUUGAAGGCAGGACCGGCUCACACUGUAAUUUGA
Molecule: messenger RNA, 3876 nt
Organism: Symbiodinium sp. CCMP2592
Lineage: Eukaryota; Dinophyceae; Suessiales; Symbiodiniaceae
Source: the annotation of a GenBank genome assembly